Molecule: messenger RNA, 2637 nt
Organism: Musa acuminata subsp. malaccensis (wild Malaysian banana)
Lineage: Eukaryota; Viridiplantae; Streptophyta; Magnoliopsida; Zingiberales; Musaceae
Product: transcription factor TCP20-like
Cellular component (GO): nucleus
Molecular function (GO): DNA-binding transcription factor activity; sequence-specific DNA binding
Source: RefSeq, a predicted model, not a curated record
UAAGUUAAAGGAAUCCACAUCUUUAAUGUGGAUGGCCUUUUUCUCUAUCCGAACUCAAAAGAAAAAUCAUGAUCCAAGUCCACAUCUAACAAAGGUCACCUUCCUCACGAGUGGAUGAGAGAGUAUUUUGUGUCAUUUUCUUGAAUUGGCUUCUGACAAUAACUGAGAGCCAUGGAGUCAUGUAAACAAGAAAAAGGAAGCACCCAUUCAUUGAUGCACCCACCUGCUGCAACACAAAACUGUAGCCUAAAUCCACCACCCUCCACCAACUCUAGUGGAGUCUCCAAAGGCUCGCAUGUAAUGGCCAGGAAAAAAGCAACCACAGCAGCUCAGCAGGCCGAGAACUGUCAGAAACCUUCCAACAACAGUGCCACUUGAGGCAGGAGCAACAACGCUGAACUAUUGCAACAUUUCUGUCAUGUGGUUGUUGGCUUCAGUUCCCCCUUUCCCCCUGUCAGUUCCAAUUCUGCUCUCUCUCUCUCUGUGCUCUCAUUUCACACACAGUGUCAGUCAGCAUAUGAGUAAGUGGAAGAAUGGCCCUGUCAAUGGGGACCAACUUAUCCUAGCAGCCACUUGUGUAGUGCCAUGAGGUCACUCGAGCGCAAUCUUUGAAAUGGAGUCCCUUGCAAGUGAUGCAGCUGGAAUGCUGAAAACAAUCAUAACCCACAAUUGGUGAACGGAAGGUAACCAUGGGAGCAGCAAUGAUGAGAUGGGAAUCCAAUCCAUAUAGUGUAGGGAAGGUGAUUUGACAAUGGGUCUCUUCUCAGGCAGGGGCAGUCACAGGGUAGCCUUGACAGCUCCCGCAAGACCCAGCAUGGCAAGGAACAUAGACCUGCACAGGAGGGGGAAACUUUGCAAGGAAAAAAACCAUAAAGACCGAAGCAGAAGUAAAACCUUUAUUUCACUUGCCAGCAUCAACGAAGACCAAUGAUAUCUUGGCCUUUCUUUUACCACACCUGCUCUCUUCUCCAUUUUCACCACCCCUUGCAUCAUGUAGAACAUUUGGGGAAGUAGGUAUCUUGGUUUUCACCUGCCAUCUUCUUCUUUAUGCUGUUGGCCCAACGCUCUUUCUCUCUCUCUCUCUCUCUCUCUCUCUCUCUCUUCUCUCUCCUUUCUUCAGUUCCAAAAGCUAUUUCAAGUUUCAACCGCAGACUGAUUCGCCAGUCAGUGGCAGAAUCCUUCUGAGGUCUCAUGGGAGCAUAGUUCCUCACUUGUUACCUCUCCUCUCUCUCCUCCAUCUCACCAUUCAAGGCCCCAAAAUUCCACCUUUCCCUCUUCUCCCACCUCCCUUUCAUGGAUCCCAAGGGCUCCUCCAAGCUUCACCAGGAGGGCCUUCCGCAGUCGGACAAAAGAGAACCCAUCACCUCCUCAUCGGCCGCAGCAGCAGCAGCAGAAAGCAGAGACCUUUUGCUUUCCGCAGCGGCUAAGGAUGAGCAAAGGAGGCAGCUUGCACCCAAGAGGAGCUCCAACAAGGACAGGCACACCAAGGUCGACGGCAGGGGAAGGAGGAUAAGGAUGCCUGCCCUUUGUGCCGCCAGGAUCUUUCAGCUCACCCGAGAAUUGGGCCACAAGUCCGAUGGGGAGACCAUCCAGUGGCUCCUCCAUCAAGCGGAGCCCUCCAUCAUCGCCGCCACCGGCACGGGCACCAUCCCCGCGUCAGCUCUCGCUGCCGCCGCCGCCGCCGCAUCCAUGUCCCUCCCGGGCGCCACCGCGCCCGCCGGCCUCCACCAGAAGCUCGACGAGUUGGGACAGGAGGCGGGAGCCGCCGCCAGGCCUGGCUGGGCCGUGACGGGGGCCGCUAACCUCGGAUGCUCCCAUCCUGGCCUGUGGCCGCCCCUGGUGGGUGGGUUCAACUCCGGAUUCUUGCAUGCCACCGCCACCGUUCCCUCGAGCUCGAAUCUUUCGGCCGGAGGCGGAGACUCGGUGAGCAGCUUCAUGCAGAGGAUCGGCUUGCAUGGGUUCGAAUUGACCGGCGGGAAUCCGGGAGCGGUGAGCUUUGCGUCGAUGUUGAGCGGGCAUGGCCAGCAGCUGCCAGGGCUGGAGCUCGGCCUCUCGCAGGAGGGGCAUAUCGGGGCGUUGAAUCCUCAGGCCUUGGGCCAAUUCUAUCUGCAGAUGGGUCAGGGAAGGGGAGGAGUUGGUGCUGGUGGAAGUGGGCAGUUCCAUCUUCUUCAUCAUCAUCAGCAUCAUCAUCAGCAGCAGCAGCAGCAGCAGCAACCGGCUGGAUCUGCAGAGAACGAUUCAGAGGGAUCAGAACAGUAGAAGGCAGAGAUUUGAAGGUGAAUUCAGUGAUCCAUGAGAAAAAAUUAGCAGUGUUGUGCCAAAGAGAGCAGCAAGAAAGAGACAGCCACAGGAUUCAGCCACUGAUGGCAUCUACCUGCUCCUCUUUCUCUGCAACUAUCAGCAAUCACAGCAUUCAGGUGGAUAUCACUGGAUCUGAAUCAGUUGGAAGGAGCUCAGCAAAUUUUAAGUAAUUAGAGGUGUGUAAAUAGUUGUUUUGGGCCUAUUCAACAUUUUUUUUGCUGUCAGGCACUGAUGGAGUUGUGAUUGGCUUGAUUUGUGACAAAUAAAUAUGGGUCUCCCAUAUAGUUGUGCAUGCUAUUGGUUCCUUCAGAUAUAUGUCUUACACUGCUUGCAGCA